Messenger RNA from Rotaria sp. Silwood2, 1068 nucleotides. NCBI's taxonomy places the organism in Eukaryota, Metazoa, Rotifera, Eurotatoria, Philodinida, Philodinidae. The record is from the annotation of a GenBank genome assembly.
AUGAAUAAUCAAACAAGUAAUACAUCGUUUCCAUUAAAUGGUCAAUGUUUCGUUAGUCAAACUCAACGUAGUAUAACUAUGCCUGUUUUAAUCAUAUUCGCUCUACCAUCAUUGAUCUGUUUUCUCAUAAUCUUUUAUUAUUUUAUUCAAUUACGUAAACAAAUGCUUUUUGAUCGUAUCAAUCAUCAUGUUAUUUUAUUGAUAUUAAUCUUUGAUUUUUUGUUAAUUGCAACUGAAUUACCAAUUACAUUAUCUUAUCUUGGCUUGGGAUAUGUUCAAACAUCCAAAAUAUGUACGUUUUGGGUCUAUUGGGAUUAUAUACUUGAAACCACAUCUCUAUUUUUAACCAUGUAUGCAUCUAUUGAACGUUAUCUAUUGGUAUUCCAUAAAAACAGUUUUUUAAAACGAAAAGUAUUAUUUCAUUUUGUUCCAAUGGUAAUUGCCACUUUUUACAUUCCUGCUCUGUAUAUGUAUCUGAUCGUUCUUUCUCCAUGCCUACGCAAUCAUCAAUAUGAUUUAACAGCAUUUGGUUGUGGUGGUGCAUGCUUUUUUGCUGAGACCUCAGUUAAUACAUAUGACACCGUUGUUGACACAAUGUUACCCUGUUUUAUUGUAUUAAUUUUUAAUCUAUUAAUGAUUGGUCGUGUUGUCAUCCUGAAACGAAAAGUGGCUACAUCAGUAUCAGUCUCUAAUACAUUGAAACGAAAUCAUCGAAUGAUUAUACAAUUAUUAGCCAUCAGUUUAAUGUGUUUAAUAGCCUGGAUGCCUUGGAUUGUCAUAAUUAUUGCACAAAAUUUUUUUGAUCCAUCUUUUGGUACCUGGUUUAUUACUUAUAUUCUUCAUUAUUUACCGUAUUUAACAUCUUCCGUAUCACCAUUUUUAGCCUUGAUCGGUUUACCAGAAAUCCGACAACGAUUGAAGAGACAAGUGAUAACUACUAAAAUUACUACUACUUCACAUCCAAUGAAUGAAACGUCAACAACAGUAGAAAAACGAAAUGAGGGAAACAUGACUAGCGUUGAAUUGAACACUAUUGGACUUGAUAGCAUCACUGCUGAAACUACCUAA